This is a messenger RNA of Budorcas taxicolor (takin), 765 nucleotides long. RefSeq names its product BARX homeobox 1 (gene BARX1). The record is from RefSeq and is a predicted model, not a curated record. Gene Ontology annotation, biological process: regulation of transcription by RNA polymerase II. Gene Ontology annotation, cellular component: nucleus. Bases 1 to 765 code for a protein of 254 amino acids. Gene Ontology annotation, molecular function: DNA-binding transcription factor activity, RNA polymerase II-specific; RNA polymerase II transcription regulatory region sequence-specific DNA binding. Lineage: Eukaryota; Metazoa; Chordata; Mammalia; Artiodactyla; Bovidae. The transcript is spliced from 4 exons.
AUGCAGCGGCCGGGGGAGCCGGGCGCAGCGCGCUUCGGGCCGCCCGAGGGCUGCGCCGACCACCGGCCGCACCGCUACCGCAGCUUCAUGAUCGAGGAAAUCCUCACUGAGCCUCCGGGGCCCAAGGGCGCCGCUCCCGCCGCCGCCGCCGCCGCCGCGGGCGAGCUGCUCAAGUUCGGCGUGCAGGCGCUACUGGCGGCGCGGCCCUUCCACAGCCACCUGGCCGUGCUGAAGGCCGAGCAGGCGGCGGUGUUUAAGUUCCCGCUGGCGCCGCUCGGCUGCUCCGGACUGGGCUCGGCGCUGCUGGCCGCGGGGCCUGGGCUCCCCGGCGCGGCGGCCGCUCCGCACCUGCCGCUGGAGCUGCAGCUCCGCGGGAAGCUGGAGGCGCCAGGCGCUGGGGAGCCGGGCACCAAGGCCAAGAAGGGGCGUCGGAGCCGCACCGUGUUCACCGAGCUGCAGCUGAUGGGCCUAGAGAAACGCUUUGAGAAGCAGAAGUACCUCUCCACGCCGGACAGAAUAGAUCUCGCCGAGUCCCUGGGUCUGAGCCAGUUGCAGGUUAAGACGUGGUACCAGAAUCGAAGGAUGAAGUGGAAGAAAAUAGUGCUACAGGGCGGCGGCCUGGAGUCUCCCACCAAGCCCAAGGGGAGGCCAAAGAAGAAUUCCAUCCCCACGAGCGAACAGCUGACGGAGCAGGAGCGCGCCAAGGAGGCGGAGAAGACGGCGGAGGCGCCAGGCGAGGCCAGCGACCGGAGCCACGAGGACUGA